Molecule: messenger RNA, 1308 nt
Organism: Aquila chrysaetos chrysaetos
Lineage: Eukaryota; Metazoa; Chordata; Aves; Accipitriformes; Accipitridae
Gene: TMEM14A
Product: transmembrane protein 14A
Exons: 6
Coding region: 424-729 (101 amino acids)
Biological process (GO): regulation of heme biosynthetic process
Cellular component (GO): mitochondrial membrane
Source: RefSeq, a predicted model, not a curated record
CAAGAGGCGGGAGACGCCAACCGCGGAGCUGGGCCCUGCCGCUGAGGGGCCCCGACGAAGGCGGUGCGAAGCCCCGCUGCCCUGCGCCAGCGCGGGCGCGUCUCCCCCCCUCCCGCCUCAGCCAAGCGCCGCAAAACGCCGCUGCCGCUCCGCUCCGCCAUGAUGGCGGCAGGCGCCCUCCUUCCCCUUCUCCGGGGCGCAGGCCCGCCGAGGGGCAGAAGCCGGGGAGGGCGGCGGUGAGGCGGCCGCGUCGGCGGGACCGCGGCGCCGGCCCCGCGACGCCUCACGGGCCUGGGACAUUCCGGUUGAAGUACACCGAGCACGGUCUGGUUGAAAGAGCGCUAAGCUGUGCGCUCAGAAGACCUGAGGAAGGAACUUGCUUGUCUUCAGUUGCAAUAUGUUUUCUUCUCCAGAGUUGGGACCAUGGCUAUUGACUGGAUUGGUUUUGCAUAUGCUGCAUUGCUGGCUGUUGGAGGUGUUGUAGGAUACACUCAUAAAGGUAGUAAAAUCUCUUUAGCUGCUGGUCUUACCUUUGGUUCUGUGGCUGGUUAUGGAGCUUACUGCGUAACACGUGAUCCAAGAAAUGUGAAGAUAUCGUUGUUUUCAGCUUUUCUUUUGACCAUUAUAAUGGGAAUGAGGUUCAAGAGGUCCAAGAAAUUAAUGCCGGCCGGACUAGUAGCAUGCCUGAGCCUUUUGAUGAUUUUGAGGCUUGUUUUUAUGCUGCUGUAGGAGAAUUUAGCAACUUAAGAACCAAAGUAUGACUGCCGUGCCCACCGAACAAACAGGCAAGCUCUCCAUACUUGAAAGACAAGUUUGAACACGUCUUACAUUGCAUUUAUCUUUUCUGUAAAAGAUCUGUACCUGUUAUUUGAUUAUUGAGAUUUGCUGAUAUUUUGCAAGCUUUUUUUUUUAAAACUAAACUAAAGCGUUUUGUGGAUGAUAUAUUUUGAUCUACUUUGUUUAAGCAGUCUGUUAACUCAAGGGAUCUUUCUCUGUAAGUUUGAUCUGUUUCAGGGGUGCUGAGCACCCCAAGAAAUUGAGUUAGUCUUGCACUGUAUCUCUGAGAGAAGAAUAUAUAUAAAUACAUGUUUAUGCUAAAAGGUAGAUUAUAUUGAAUCAUAAUUUUGUAGCUUCUGAGAUUAAGUAAUUGAUUCUAAUCGUAUUGUCAAUUACUAAUCAUUAAAGGUGCGGGCCUGUACUCUGUUGCACUAGAAAAUCCACCUUCCUUUCAAACACAUGUUCUUGUUCCACUGGUUCUAAAUGUAAAAACUGGUAUCAGUGUUCAAAUAAAAUGUAAAAUGUUCAAAA